AUGCCUCCGUCAUCCUGCACUCCAUACCCAAGCUACCAUGUUAGUCAGAAUGGUGGUUCUGCAUCUGUGGCUCCAUCUUCACCUCCAUCAUCAUCCACUCCUAGUGUUUCUAGGCCGCAUAAUCAGACUUUUGAAGAGAUUGUAUCAUAUGAUUCCUUUCAUAGACUGAUUAUCAUUCUUGAUGGGACUACUGGGUUUGUUCCCUCCAAUGAAUCUAUGAAGGUGGUUGUGGAUUGUGUUAAAGGAUUUUAUCGAGAUGCUUGGAACAAGUGUGCAUGGAUUCCCAAAUAUCAUCAGCAAAUAAGUCAUAAUUUCGAGAAAAAAGCUGCUGAUCGGCUUAAAAAUCUCCUUUAUAAAGCUCGACAGAAGGGCGAGAAGCCCGGUUGGAUGCUAAAAGCCAUGUGGGAUAGACUUAUUAUGAUAUGGGCUUCUGAAGAAUUUAAGAAGAGGAGCAAUGCUGCAAAGGCUGCCCGUACCUCCAAUACGGGUGGCUCAUUGCACACUGGGGGUUCAAUUAGUAUGGAGACCCAUCGAAGGAGAAUGGAAAAGGAAAAAGGGAGAGUUAUGACUUAUGCUGAGGUCUUUGAGGACAAGCAUUUGAAAAAGAAAAAGGAUGGGACAAGAGAAUGGGUCGAGCCGCGUGCUGCGAGGGAAGCCUAUCAGCAACGUUUUAAGGAAUGGCGUCAAAGUCAACCCGAUUCUGAGGAUGGUAGCUCAACCCAAGUGUCACUCAAUGAUGUAGCUUUAAUAUGGACGCAGGUGGUUGGUGGCGCAAAGAAAG
This is a messenger RNA of Nicotiana tabacum (common tobacco), 781 nucleotides long. NCBI's taxonomy places the organism in Eukaryota, Viridiplantae, Streptophyta, Magnoliopsida, Solanales, Solanaceae. The record is from RefSeq and is a predicted model, not a curated record.